CUAUUCUGCGUCUUCUAAUUUGGUAUAUAAACUACAAAGGAAAAAGAAGAACAACAAAGAAACUGAAACACAUCGGAAAAAGAGAAAACAUGGGUUGGAUCGGAGACACCGUAGACUCCAUCAAAUCAAUCCAGAUCCGCCAGCUCCUCACCCAGGUCGUCAGCCUUGGUAUGAUUGUUACGUCUGCCCUCAUAAUAUGGAAGGGAUUGAUGUGUGUCACUGGCAGUGAGUCUCCUGUUGUCGUUGUUCUUUCAGGAAGUAUGGAACCUGGCUUCAAGAGGGGGGAUAUUUUGUUCUUACACAUGAGUAAAGAUCCAAUUCGAGCAGGAGAGAUUGUUGUUUUUAAUAUUGAUGGCCGUGAAAUCCCAAUUGUCCAUCGUGUAAUUAAGGUCCAUGAAAGGCAAGAUACUGGAGAAGUUGAUGUCCUCACCAAAGGAGACAACAAUUAUGGGGAUGACAGGCUUUUAUAUGCUCAAGGUCAGCAAUAUCUUCAAAGGCACCAUAUCAUGGGCAGAGCUGUUGGGUUCUUGCCGUAUGUUGGUUGGGUCACUAUAAUCAUGACUGAAAAGCCAAUUAUCAAGUAUAUUCUUAUUGGAGCAUUGGGGUUGCUGGUUAUAACUUCCAAAGAUUGACAGACAGUUGAAGCAAAUCGAAUGUGCGGCCAAAUCCUAAGGAGAUCCAUCUAAAGAAUUGUCAAUUGCUUCUUCUAUCCUCUCCUUUGUAUUGGCCAUUCCUAACUUUUGUAUACUGAGAAAGGAAAUGUUUUGAUAAUUUAAGGCAGUAAGAAAAAAAGAUAGUUAAGCAGGCUCAGCACCUUCUACAGUUUUCAUUUAUAAUAUAUUUAAAAUAUUGGGAUUUCUAA
Molecule: messenger RNA, 862 nt
Organism: Gossypium raimondii (Peruvian cotton)
Lineage: Eukaryota; Viridiplantae; Streptophyta; Magnoliopsida; Malvales; Malvaceae
Exons: 8
Coding region: 90-632 (180 amino acids)
Cellular component (GO): membrane; signal peptidase complex
Molecular function (GO): serine-type endopeptidase activity
Source: RefSeq, a predicted model, not a curated record